GUGGAAAAGCACGUUCAAAAUAUCGGUUAGUUAGAAUGAUGAUUUCAAUCUCCCACGACAAGGUUACAACAUGCAUCCUUCUGCUUGCUGUAAUGGCGUGCUUGGUUCGAUCGGAAGCACCACAAGCAGUGGAAAUUUGCUCGCUUUGUCACUGCCUGAAGGAUCCCAAGGAACCGUCGAUUACUGUUGAUUGUUGGGAGGGCAGCAGGGUCCAUCGUCAGCGAUUUUUGCAAAGGUUCGACCUACGUAACAUUCUUUGGCCUGUCGCAUCGGAGGUUUCGGGCAGCCAACCGCCACGAGUACGGGCGUUUUUCAGAAAUCUUCAUUUGCCGGAUUUACCAAUCAUAUCAGCAAGCCCUCAAGUGAUAGAAUUGAGCUUCAAAAGCGUGUCUCUCGAAACACUACCAACCGAGCCCUUCCGCAAUGUCAGAAAUUUGGAAAUCCUUACAAUAACCGGCAAUAAUCUCCAAACCAUAGAGCACGACUUCUUUGCCAUCGAAAACAAUCUGCUGCGCUUGGAUCUGUCGAACAACUCGCUGGUGUCGCUGAGCGCCCUGGAGCAAUCGCGGUUCGAAAAGCUGGAAUUUAUUGACCUUUCGCGCAACAAACUGGGGACGGUUUCGCGGCAGCUGCUGUACGUACUGCAGAACGCUAGCAGGGUUCGUUUGGAAAAUUGUGACAUCUACAGCUGGGAUUGUCCCGCCAACACACGCUGGAAGGUUCUCGAUUUGAGCUGGAAUCACCUCACCGAUAUUACGACUAAAACCUUCAACGAUUUAGAGCAGCUGGAAGAACUGUAUCUUUCGCACAAUGACAUCCGCAUCGUCUAUCCGCAAGCGUUCGAAAAUUUACAACAGUUGGUACGGCUGGAUCUGUCUCACAAUGAUAUUUUCAAUUUGGCAUAUAGCUUGAUAGUUCCCAGCACUGUGGAGAUGAUCAAUUUCGCCAACAAUAGUGCGGAACGGUGGCCCUUCCAUAAGCUUUCUGAAAACUUGCGAGUGAUAGACAUACAGUAUAACGAGUUGUCGGAAAUAAAUCCUGAUCAGACGGUGAAUGUUGUGAGACUUAACGCAAGCCACAAUCAAAUACGGAAGUUUUCUUCUGAAUCGUUUCCUGCCCUCAUCGAGCUGGAUUUGUCGGAUAACUUGCUGGAGGCUAUUCCCGGUGGUUUGGGGCAGCAACUAACUAUGUUAACUUUGGACGGUAAUCCUAUAAAUCGGAUAUUCAUUGAUAAUCCUAUGGUGCUGAAGGUACUUUCACUGAACAGAAUGCCCAAUGUGGUUGAGUUGGAGGCGUCGGCUUUCAAGGAACUAGUUGGCGCGGAUGAAUCCAAGGAACUUGACUGUGUUGAGAUUCGAAUCGCUGGGUGUCUAAACUUACGUCACAUAGACCCAAAGGCAUUUGAAGGAACUACCGUUUGCAAGCUGGAUCUGAGUAACAAUCAGCUCACAACCAUUCCUGAAGAGCUGAUUGAUUGGAAAAGCUUGUACGGUGGAGUGAAUCUACAAGGAAAUCCAUUGGAUUGUAGCUGCUCGCAACAGUGGUUGGUUGAUGAGCUCCUGUCGCUGCUCUACGAGAAGAGGGACCUGCAAUAUUUGCUGGAUAAUUUACGCUGCGCUACUCCUCCUGAGCGAAAAGGCCAGCGAUUGGUAAAACACCUUGGCCAUAGAGGCGCAUUUUGUGGAGCUGUAAAAAUGGAACGGUUGCGUAACAGUCCAGGCGAGGACAACGUGGUACAAGCCGGCUUCGGAAGUAUAUUUUGUACCCAGUACGAUGAGGAUUGCCUGCACGCGCAUGAAGGAACGGGAUUGAUAAUAUUUAUAAGCAUGGUAGUAAUCACAUCAAUUCUGUCACUGGUAAUGCUGGUUUUCAUUCUCGUUCGAAGGAGAAACGAACGGAGAAAUAUGUCGAAGGAAGGUGCGUUACUAAUGCCACAAUAUAGGUUUUAAUUAGUAUAAGGUAAACUAAGAACCUGUAAGGAAUAUUCUUUCAAACAAGUCUACAUUUACAUAUAUAAUAGAUAAUAACGAACGA
Molecule: messenger RNA, 2034 nt
Organism: Wyeomyia smithii (pitcher-plant mosquito)
Lineage: Eukaryota; Metazoa; Arthropoda; Insecta; Diptera; Culicidae
Product: leucine-rich repeats and immunoglobulin-like domains protein 3
Exons: 6
Coding region: 36-1949 (637 amino acids)
Molecular function (GO): protein binding
Source: RefSeq, a predicted model, not a curated record